Carlito syrichta (Philippine tarsier) is the source of this 667-nucleotide messenger RNA. Its product is annotated as megakaryocyte-associated tyrosine-protein kinase. The transcript is spliced from 7 exons. The annotation marks the transcript as partial. The record is from RefSeq and is a predicted model, not a curated record. Gene Ontology annotation, molecular function: ATP binding; transmembrane receptor protein tyrosine kinase activity. Gene Ontology annotation, biological process: positive regulation of kinase activity; protein phosphorylation; multicellular organism development. Lineage: Eukaryota; Metazoa; Chordata; Mammalia; Primates; Tarsiidae. Gene Ontology annotation, cellular component: signaling receptor complex.
CACUACAGCAAAGACAAGGGGGCCAUUUGCACCAAGCUGGUGAGGCCCAAGCGGAAGCAGGGCGCCAAGUCGGCCGAGGAGGAGCUGGCCCGGGCCGGCUGGUUACUGAACCUGCAGCAUUUGACGCUGGGAGCCCAGAUUGGAGAGGGGGAGUUUGGAGCCGUCCUGCAGGGCGAGUACUUGGGACAGAAGGUGGCCGUGAAGAACAUCAAGUGUGACGUGACAGCCCAGGCCUUCCUGGGGACCCGGGGCCGCGCGCUGGUGAACACCGCCCAGCUCCUGCAGUUCUCCCUGCACGUGGCCGAGGGCAUGGAGUACCUGGAGAGCAAGAAGCUGGUGCAUCGGGACCUGGCCGCCCGCAACAUCCUGGUCUCCGAGGACCUGGUGGCCAAGGUCAGCGACUUCGGCCUCGCCAAAGCAGAGCGGAAGGGGCUGGACUCCAGCCGGCUGCCAGUCAAGUGGACGGCACCCCGAUCUCGGACCCCACAGAAGUUCACCAGCAAAUCGGACGUCUGGAGUUUUGGGGUGCUGCUCUGGGAGGUGUUCUCCUACGGCCGGGCUCCGUACCCCAAGAUGUCGCUGAAGGAGGUGUCGGAGGCCGUGGAGAAGGGCUACCGCAUGGAGCCCCCCGAGGGCUGCCCGGGGCCCGUCCACGCCCUCAUGGGCA